This is a messenger RNA of Paramecium tetraurelia, 1151 nucleotides long. RefSeq lists its product as uncharacterized. The record is from RefSeq and is a predicted model, not a curated record. The transcript is spliced from 5 exons. NCBI's taxonomy places the organism in Eukaryota, Ciliophora, Oligohymenophorea, Peniculida, Parameciidae.
AUGAAAAAGCUUAGUCUUUUAUUAUUGGCACUCAUUUUUGUCAAUGCCAUUGAUCCUAGCAUGGUUUAAUUAGGGGCAUAAAAGUUAGAUGAAUUGAAUUCAAGCAAUUUGGGCAAAAUGAUUUUAGAAUUGGCAUAAACUCAUGCAGAAAUGAGAGGACCCUUGGACGAUUUAGUGACAGCAAUCGGUGAUUUGGAAAAUGAAUUAACUGCUGAAUUACAAUAAUUAGAUGAUGAUUACACCAGAUCAACCAAUUAACAUGCUGCUACACAAGAGAACUUAGAUAUUCAAAUCGGACAAACAGAAAUUAAUAUCUUUAAUCAAAAAGACUUUAUUGAUGCAAUUCUUAUACCAAGCAUUGAUCAAACAAAUUAAAAGAUUGAUAGAUUGAAUGGAUACAUAAAUGACAAUAGAGAUAAUUUAUCAAAAGAAACGUUAAGUAGAUAAAAACAACAUCAACAAUUUUUAGAUAGAGUAAGUGAACAUCAAAGUGCCAUAAGCGCAGUUGAUGAGGCUAUUUAAUUGAUUAAUGCUCUCAUAAAUGGAAACAUUUCAUUUGCUGAAAAGGGAACCAUUAAUCAAGCUAUCGAAAGAAUCAAUACUAAAACACAAAAGACCAAUACAGUUCAUCCUAUAGUUGAGGCACUCAUGUCAUUAACUUAAAACUUUUCAGAUUAAGAAUAAGCUAAAAAAAUCAGAGACUUAUUGUCAGAUACAAGAAACCAAUUGGUAGCAAGCUUAAACUAAGAAACUGCAGAUGAAAAUUAGAUUGAGUAGACUUGGGUUGAAAGAUAAAAAACCUUAAAUACAGAAUAUUAAGAAUUCAAAAGAUCUGUAUUGGAAGCUACUUAUGUUUUAGCCACUUAUUAGAGUAAAUUAAAAUCAACAAGAGAAGCAUUGGCUGAGAAUGAGAACGAUCUCUAAAGUUACAAAGAUUCUUUAUAAUAAGACAAAGAUGCUUAAGCUUAAGAAACCCAAAUAUACAAUGAAUUAAAGAGCCAAUACUAAAUACAAUUGCAAACAACUAGAAAUGCCAAGGAAUUUGUUAAUUCUGCUGAGUUCAGUAAUGUUAUAAGACAAAAGUUAAACUAAGGUGGAUUAAUCUGAUAUAAAUAUGCAUUUAAUAUCAUUAUUUUAAUAUUAAACAAGGA